GCCGGAAACGGAUCGGACCGUAGCCCCCUUCACUUUGUAGUUUGCAGCCGCUCCGCUAGGGAGCAGCACCGUGCAGCGUUAUUGGCAGACAGCAGCAGACGAUUUGAGAAUGUUUGUUUUGGUUAUGUAAAGCGAAUUUAUCUCGCAGAGGAUAACAUUUGAACUGACAGCUAACUGUCGAUCCAUUUUAUUUUUUGGAAUCUAGAAUGGACCAAUCCGCAAAACCCACAGAACCUCCAAUUGACCAACUUUCAUUGAAUCUACGAAUAAAAAAAUACAAGGAAUGCUGUUACAGAUCGUAUGCUGCUGGCCUGGCAGCUCUGUCCAUAGCCACAUCAGCAUCAUACUUCAUUCUCAAAAAGUUUCCAAUUUAUAAUAAAUACAGUAUUGUUGUAUCAGGUGGCAUUGGAUCUGUGGUCGGAUACAUAGUUUCAAAAGAGAUGUCACAAGAGUGUAAUUUAAUCUUAAAGGCGCACAGAGAAUCUAUGCGCAAUCCAGUUCAACCUGAUAGUAAUGAAGGAGCAAUUGCAGACUUGAAGUAACAUUGUGACAUUUUCAAAUUUGUUCUUGGCAAUGACUGUAGCUAGCAAAACACAUUAGGAAAAUUUAAACUAUUAAAUAUUGUAACAAAGUUCUUCAGUAAAAAAAAUAUGCUUUAUUAGAGUACAAGGGAAAACAUAACUGUUUUAAAAUAGUAUGGACCUUGAUGCACAUAACUGGACUUUUUCCUCAACAGAAAACAAAAUACUGAAUAGUGUUAAGGAUCAAAACAGAGUGAAAUACAAGAAGCAACAUGAGUGAAUGUGAUUUACAUAUUGAUGUCUCAUGCGGUGUAAAAUAAACUGACUGAACAGGGGUUUGCUUCA
Thrips palmi is the source of this 866-nucleotide messenger RNA. RefSeq lists its product as uncharacterized. Bases 207 to 542 code for a protein of 111 amino acids. NCBI's taxonomy places the organism in Eukaryota, Metazoa, Arthropoda, Insecta, Thysanoptera, Thripidae. The record is from RefSeq and is a predicted model, not a curated record. The transcript is spliced from 3 exons.